This is a messenger RNA of Polychytrium aggregatum, 843 nucleotides long. Its product is annotated as mitochondrial 39-S ribosomal protein L47 (MRP-L47)-domain-containing protein. The coding region runs from base 124 to 765 and encodes 213 amino acids. Gene Ontology annotation, cellular component: mitochondrial ribosome; mitochondrial large ribosomal subunit. The record is from RefSeq and is a predicted model, not a curated record. Gene Ontology annotation, biological process: mitochondrial translation. The transcript is spliced from 3 exons. NCBI's taxonomy places the organism in Eukaryota, Fungi, Chytridiomycota, Chytridiomycetes, Polychytriales. Gene Ontology annotation, molecular function: structural constituent of ribosome.
UGUCGUGUUCAGCAGCGCAGAGGGCCACAGCGACACCGAUCUUGCCGCCAUCGCAACCGCCGAUCUCGCCGCAGCCAUCACCGCAACCGCAGCUGCAUCCGCCGAAGCGCAUCAACAUCAAAAAUGGCCACACGAAUGUUCUCCCUGAGGCAGCUGUCGGCCCUGAACACAGCACGCUCGCUGGCCCUUGGCUCGGUCCGGCACUCGUCAUUCGGCCCUGGCUCUUCACAUUCGCUUCUGCGAUCGUCUCAGCCAACGCUCUCUGGACUGCGGCGUGGACUCGACGAGUUCUUUGACUCGCCCAAUGGAUGGAGCUGGGACAACUCCAAGUUUCCGACAGGCCGCUCGUGGACAUCGGACGAAUUGCGCGCAAAGUCGUUCGAAGACCUCCACCAGCUCUGGUGGUUGUGUGCCAAGGAGCAAAACAAGCUGCAUUCCCAGCAAGAAGAGUGUCGACGUUUCCGCCUCGUUGAUCCCAGCAAAGAUCGCCUGAAGGAGGUCAAGCGAACGAUGGCCCGCAUCAAGCAGGUACUCUGGGAGCGCAAGCAGACCUGGGAGCAGGCCAAGCAUAUUCUGCAGUACGAGCUGGCGGCGGACGAGCUGAGGAAGGAGGGCAAGUCCGAGCUCGAGAUCAACAAAGCCCUGGAGAGAAGCUACCCGUCGAUUGCGCCUUUUGGCUCGGACGAAGCCUAUGCCGAGAAACUGGCAUCAGAGUCCCGCGGCCGAAAGCGGCGCGGAAACAAGACAUCGUGGUUCAUUGUGUGAUCUGGAUGGUACGGCCCUGGGGCGCAUGAAUACAACAUGGUUGCCGUCGCUGCGACGGCCUGUUCUGUUGCUGCGCGA